This is a messenger RNA of Drosophila bipectinata, 3736 nucleotides long. RefSeq names its product BTB/POZ domain containing protein 3 lute (gene lute). Gene Ontology annotation, molecular function: protein binding. The record is from RefSeq and is a predicted model, not a curated record. Gene Ontology annotation, cellular component: cytosol. Gene Ontology annotation, biological process: neurogenesis. Lineage: Eukaryota; Metazoa; Arthropoda; Insecta; Diptera; Drosophilidae.
UUCGUUGACUCGCGCGCACCUCAGCAGCAGUCACGAUACCUGAACAAAAAAAAUAAAAAAAAUACACCGAGUGAUAGCAAAAAAAAACUCUAUCACAACGUGGCCGGUCGACGCGCAUGCGCAAAUCGAAAAGCGAAGAAGCUGCAAACUCAAAUUCCGAGCUCACAUGUAAAACAUCUUUCAACACCUGACUGCGGUUUGUUUUAACGCUGGCUGCCGUCUUUCUCGCCAAAUUACAAAACCAAAAGAGGGAAGUAAUGUGAAAAUGACCCCGUGGCUGUUCGAAAGAUGAUCGAGGCCUUUGCAAAUCACCUAAGCAGCCACCUGGGACGUCAUCUCUUAUACUGGGCCAUUGACACGAGUAACGCUGGAACCGGGGGUGGAACUUCGGGAAACUACGGCCUCAACCUGCGGCUCUCCGAGCUGAUUAACAAGUUCCACGGCCCCCUCGAACGGGGGGUGCAGGUGCUGGACCACCUACUGACCCUCGAGGAGGACGACUUUGCUGGCCACUGGGGCAGCGCCUACGCACACAGCUAUGAGCCCGAGUACGCGGCACGAGUGCCCGAAAACGAGGAGUUGCCACCGCCUGAACACAUGGAAACCCUUAACAAUGGCAACGGGCUGCUCCAUUCGCCGCCCCACAAUCACCAGCAGCAGCACCAGCAACAGCAGCGCGGAAGCGGAGCCGGUGGAGCAGUAUCGCCAACUGGAGGAGGUGCCUCCGCCAGUGCCGACCACAAUAUUCAGAUAACGCAGCCGAUCAGUGCCCCUUCAUCGCCAUUGGCCUCACCGGGCGCCCUUAACAGCAGCACAAGCAGCGGGGGAGGCGGUGGAAGUGGAGGAGGAAUUAGCGGCAGUCCCACGGCCUUUUCCUUGCCCUCCGGUUCUGCGGCGGCUGCAUUAGCUGCCAUCUCAGCCACUCCCACCAGCGGCAGUGGGUCGUACGUUUGCUCGGCCGGGACCAACUGGCACUUUGCUGCUGUGGCGGCCUCCAAUGCCAUCGAUACGGCCGAUCCCAACUGGCAGGCCAGCAAGGCCACGGUGCUUGAGAGGAACGCUGCCAUGUUUAACAACGAGCUCAUGUCAGACGUCAAGUUCAUUGUGGGAGGAGAGUUUGAUAUUGAUCCUAUCCAGACCAUACCCGCCCACAAAUACAUUCUCGCCACGGGAAGCUCCGUCUUCUACGCCAUGUUCUAUGGAGGAUUGGCCGAAAACAAGCAGGAAAUUAAAGUGCCUGAUGUGGAACCCACUGCCUUUCUAACAUUGCUAAGGUACCUCUAUUGUGAUGAAAUCAAACUAGAACCUGAACACAUCCUGGCUACCCUGUACGCUGCCAAGAAAUACAUCGUGCCCCAUCUGGCCAGAGCCUGCGUUAACUAUCUGGAGGUGAAGCUGACGGCAAAAAACGCCUGCCUACUUCUCAGUCAAUCGCGUCUGUUCGAGGAGCCAGAACUGAUGCAGCGUUGCUGGGAAGUGAUAGACGCCCAGGCCGAGAUGGCGGUUAAGUCCGAGGAUUUUGUGGACAUCGACCUCAAGACCUUUGAGUCGAUCCUCUCGCGAGAAACACUCAACUGCAAGGAGAUCCACCUGUUCGAGGCGGCUCUCAACUGGGCACUCAACGCCUGUGAAAAGAUGAGCAUCGAUGAUACCCCGCAAAACAAGCGUCGUUUGCUGGGACAGGCCUUGCACCUCAUCCGCAUUCCUACGAUGACGCUGGAGGAGUUUGCCAACGGCGUAGCCCAAACCGGCAUUCUAUCGUCCCAGGAAACGAUUGAUAUGUUUCUGCACUUCACCGCCAAGAUGAAGCCCUCGCUAGGCUUCCCAACUAGGUCACGUGCAGGCCUGAAGACACAGGUUUGCCACCGCUUCCAGUCGUGUGCUUACCGCUCGAACCAGUGGCGCUACCGUGGACGCUGCGAUUCUAUUCAGUUUUCGGUUGAUAGGAGAAUCUUCAUUGUUGGAUUUGGACUGUAUGGCUCGUCGACCGGCGCAGCCAAUUACAACGUUAAGAUCGAACUCAAGCGGCUGGGACGCACCCUUGCCGAAAACGACACCAAGUUCUUCUCGGAUGGGUCGAGCAACACAUUCCACGUGUUCUUCGAAAACCCGAUUCAGAUCGAACCCGAGUGCUACUACACCGCCUCUGUGAUCCUGGACGGAAACGAGCUAAGCUUCUUUGGACAGGAGGGCAUGUCGGAGGUGCUCAUGGGCAAUGUGACAUUCCAGUUCCAGUGCUCUUCGGAGAGCACCAACGGCACUGGGGUCCAAGGCGGCCAAAUUCCUGAGCUGAUUUUCUAUGGUCCGACCACUGUGACGGCUCUAAAUUCACCAACAAAUUCUGUGUGUCCCACGCCUAUUGGAGGACCUUUGGCCGCGGGAUCAGCAGCUGGUGGAGCACCAGCCUCUUCAUCUUCCACUGCCAUUGCUGCAACUGGUAAUAACCCAAACCAUAGUUCUGGGGAGGACCUGGCCGGCGAGGGAAGCACCUGAUGCGCACAGCUCUACUGCGCCGAGUGGCAGGGAGCCUGCUAUUAUCGACAGCAGCAGCAGCAGCAACAACAGACCAGGAGACCAACUCAGCAAUACAAAACACAGACACAGAUACAAAAUCGCAACUCAUGGGUUUUCAGUGCUACACAAGGCAAAUUGGAGUUUUAGGCCAGGCGGUUAUAGACAAAGUCUAUACACAAUAUAUACCAAGAUAGUAGAGUGCUCUAGUUUUCGUAAUAGUCUAUAGUCUUAUAUAUAUAUUAGAUACACAUAUAUAUACACCUCGACAGUGCGUUUUAAAGCUGUGGUACAGUUGCCAAUGAGAAACUGACAAGUCAACCGAUGCAAGUCACACGAAUUAAGUUUAUCAUUCUACCCAAUCGAGAAAAAAGAUAUCAAUCUUUUCAACCGGCCCCUGUAUCCAAGCUCUAAAACGCACUGUUCAUAGUUGUUGGCAUAAAGCAGAUAGAGAUAUUUUCAAACUCAAGUGGAUCAUAUACACCCAUACCUACCUAGUUGACUAGAAAACUUAAUACGUUCCAUGAUUUCAGAGGGAGGGAUAGGAUACAAGGCGCUAUUUAGAACAAACGUAUGCAAUAAGCAAGUGAAAAUCGGGCAAUCAGUCAAGCUAGCGUUAAACAAUAUUCUAAAUAAAAGUUGCAUGACUAACUAAUACGAUAAAUAGCAAACAUAUUUUUUGCCAGCAUAUACCUAACAUAUAUAUAUACAUCUUUGAUCUGAUAAUGUUAUUUAGUCGCAUAUACCACUAACCUAUAUACUUGAAGGGACAAAAGCCAUGUUAAAAAUCGCAUACGACGAAUUUGAAAGCCAAGUUAACCAGUUUACGAAAUAAGACAUAAAUAUGGGAUCUAGGAGGAUUAUUCUGGGUCCAAAACAUAUUGACAUAUUAAUCUUGUAGUAUGCAUUAUAUCUAUUUCGUAGUUGUUCCAUUAUAUCUCUCAUACAUACAAAUAUGCCUUUCUACUGAUAUUAAGACCAGACUUCGCUCCUACACAUAAUUCUAGGCUGCUCUGCGCAACAAUCAGUUUUAUGUUCGAUUUAUAAAUUUCUUUGGAAAUUGUACUGAUUUUUUGCUUUUGAUAAUAAAACAAUUACUGUUCUUUUACUUACAUAUAUAAAUUGAUAAACGAAUAUGUUAUCCUAUAUUGACCUAUCCUUGAUAUACGACCUUAUUACUAUUAUGUACUUUAAUCAAAAUACAUUAUUAGAUUUUGCGAAUUUA